Fimicolochytrium jonesii is the source of this 1774-nucleotide messenger RNA. Its product is annotated as mitochondrial carrier domain-containing protein. Bases 246 to 1334 code for a protein of 362 amino acids. The transcript has 5 exons. The record is from RefSeq and is a predicted model, not a curated record. NCBI's taxonomy places the organism in Eukaryota, Fungi, Chytridiomycota, Chytridiomycetes, Spizellomycetales, Powellomycetaceae.
CCCUUCCCAGGCUCUUUCAUUCGGACGGCUUAAUCCGGCUUACACCGUCCAAAGCCUCAGUUCUUUCACAGGCUCCAUCUCUCUCAUAUCCCUCUCCCACAGCAAAAAAAACCCCUCAAGCACACCCCGCCGGCCUCUCCAUCUCGCCUGUCAAAUCCACCCUCCACCCCAAGUGUGCUUGCGCCAGUUCAGAACCAACAAACCCCACACCUCAGCACCGCCUCGUUCAAACCUCCAACACAAAAAUGGCAUCAGAACCACAUCCUCCCUUCCGCCCAGCCCUCCCCAAUGCCACCGAUGUUCUUUCAUCCCCAGCAACCACAGCGGAAAUGAUGGCAACAGCGGACCGCGUGAAUCUCUCCGACAUGGAUAGCGGGAAAUACGCCGUGUUUGGGUCGUUGUUCAUCCUCGGGCUCGAUUCGUGCUUGUUUCCGCUGGAUACUGUCAAGACGGUGAUAAUGAGCCAGAGGGGGACAUCGUUCGGGAACACGGGGAUUCUCCAUACGGUGUACCGGAUAGCGCGAACCGAAGGCAUCCCCCGCUUCUGGCGCGGCCUCCUCCCCGCGGUCAUCGGCUCGUUCCCCGGCCAGGCGAUGUACUACCUCGCGUACGAGACGGCGCAGGACGCGUGCGCGCAGAGCAUGCCGCGCGACCUGCUCGAGCGGUCGGCGUUCGUGCGCGGGUUUGCCGCCGGAGCGUGUGCGGAGAUCGCCGCCGGCCUGUUCUAUGUCCCCGCCGACGUGGUGGCGCAGCGCUUGCAGGUGCAGAAUGUGACGGGGUUCCAGCAUAAUUCGAGGCUUUAUGCCGGGCCGAUUGAUCUGAUCAAGAAGGUGUUUCGCACCGAAGGGCCCCGCGGGUUCUACCGCGGCUACCUCGCCUAUAUAGGAGCCUACGCGCCCGCAUCCGCCGUCCAAUGGGGCACCUACGAACGCGGCAAACCGCUCGUCCACCGCUUCCUCCUCUUCCUCGAAACCCACCUCCUCUCCAAACUCCCCUCCCUAGCACCCUCCCGACCCCCACCCCCACUCGUAUCCCCGCAGACCCACGACCACCUCACCAACGCGCUCUCGGGCGGCCUCGCCGGCCUGUCUGCAGUCACGGCCAACAACCCCCUGGAGAUCCUGCGCAUUCGCCACCAGCUCCUCGACAGGACCGCCCCCGCCGACGCAGAGUGCAUGCGCAGGGGAUACUGGUUCCUCGCGAAGAGUAUCUGGACCCAGGAGGGCUGGGGGGGGUUCUAUAAAGGGUUGAGGUUGAGGGUGCUGGUGACCGUGCCCGGGGCGAUGAUUGCCAUGAGUGGGUAUGAGACUAUCAAGGGGUGGAGUGCGGAGUGAGGGCGGGGGUUGCGAUGUGCGAGGAGGAUGUGCGGGGUUGGUUAGAGACCUUUUUGGACUUGGGUAGACUUUAUAGAGAUUAGGGCGGGGGAAUACGAACUCUGUUUUCGUUUUUCUGGGAAGGUUUCUGCGUUAAGGGGGUUUUUUGUUUUUCGGUGCAGACUGUUGGAAGUUGGGGCUUUCUUUGGAGGAGGGCGCGGAGAGACUGGGUAUGAGGCGCCACUAUGUAUUCGUUGUAGUGUUUGUUCACGACGAUGGUUAGUAGGAGAUGGCGUGCAUACGAGGGCUGUUCGUGGGAGGGAGUGGGAGGGCGCUGGAAACCCCGACGCGCUCACCUCACGCGUUUCUCGACGGGCAGACGGAGAACAUCACUUACUGUACAGUCACCUCGCAAAACUCUGUACCCCCCCUCUAAUUGAAAUCAAUAUUGGUCACUCACG